AUGGCGAGCCGCGAAAAUAAGGCGUCGGAGCACAAGAUUAUUGGCAUAAGGCAGCCCAACAGGAACUACGUCGACCGAUAUGCCGUCCGCGUCGUGGCGCUUAACGAUCUCGGUCAGAUCGCCCUAAUUCAUGCCAAAGAAGGAAGCUACUUCAAACUACCAGGUGGUGGCAUUGACGCAAACGAGGAUCACCAAACUGCUGCGGCGCGUGAGGUUCAAGAAGAAAUUGGAGCUAUAGUUUCCUUCGUCCCCGCUGACGGCGAUGUCACGAUCAAUAUUCCCACGGCCGGCUGCAUUGCCACAACCGAAGAGUUCCGCAACGACCUUCAUCAGAUUUCUUAUUGUUAUUUCGCGAAAGUUGUGAAUACCACUGGCAAGCCGAACCUCACUGAAGACGAAAUUGUUGAUGGGCUUAGCCAUGAAUGGGUGACAGUCGAGAAGGCCCUGGAUAUUAUGAGUGCGGCGGAGCCUACGUCUGAGUUGGGCUGUUACAUACAAGAGAGAGACACUUAUCUCCUCAGUGAGGCGAAGGAGCUGAUGGAGGCGAUCCCCAAGAACGAAGCAAAUUAG
This is a messenger RNA of Trichoderma virens Gv29-8, 570 nucleotides long. RefSeq lists its product as uncharacterized. Lineage: Eukaryota; Fungi; Ascomycota; Sordariomycetes; Hypocreales; Hypocreaceae. Bases 1 to 570 code for a protein of 189 amino acids. The record is from RefSeq and is a predicted model, not a curated record. Gene Ontology annotation, molecular function: hydrolase activity. The transcript has a single exon.